This is a messenger RNA of Oenanthe melanoleuca, 1805 nucleotides long. RefSeq names its product interleukin 10 (gene IL10). The transcript is spliced from 5 exons. Lineage: Eukaryota; Metazoa; Chordata; Aves; Passeriformes; Muscicapidae. Bases 11 to 544 code for a protein of 177 amino acids. Gene Ontology annotation, cellular component: extracellular region. Gene Ontology annotation, molecular function: cytokine activity. The record is from RefSeq and is a predicted model, not a curated record. Gene Ontology annotation, biological process: immune response.
UCCCCAGAGCAUGAGGAGCUGCUGCAGGGGCACAGCCGUGCCCGUCCUGCUGCUGCUGCUGCUGGGCUGCGCUGCCCACGCCCUGCCCUCCUGCAGCCACUUCCCCCAGCUCCUGCCCGCCAGGCUCAAGGAGAUCAGGCUCAAGUUUGAGGAAAUCAAGGAUUAUUUUCAAUCAAAAGACGACGACCUCAGCACUCAACUGCUCAGCUCUGACCUGCUGGAGGAAUUCAAGGGGAGCCUGGGCUGCCAGUCGGUGUCGGAGCUGAUGGGGUUCUACAUGGAGGAGGUGCUGCCCAGCGCCAUGAGCAGCAGCUCCCAGCACCAGCACAGCGUGGGCGACCUGGGCAACCUGCUGCUGAGCCUGAGAGCCCUGAUGAGGCGCUGUCACAGAUCCUUCACCUGUGAGGAGAGGAGCACGAGCAUGAAGCACAUCAAGGAGAACUUCAGCAAGAUGAACAGGAACGGAAUCUACAAGGCCAUGGGAGAGUUUGACAUCUUCAUCAACUACAUUGAAAAAUACUUAACAAUGAGGAGAGGGAACUGAGAGCACCCCUGGUCUGCAUUUCCCACACCAACUCCUGCUACUUGUUUAAAAAUCACUUUAGGCUGCAAGAGCUCAAAUUAAGUUAUCUCAAGGUUCAGGUCAAGAGUUACAGGUCAAUAACUUCCAGCUUAAUAUUGUAUUUAAGAGUUUUUUUUUUAAUAGUUGAAUUCAUUAUUUAUUACUUCUAAUACCUCAGUGUUGAUGUUUACAGUAUGUUUUGAAGAAAGGAGUGAUGAGCUUGUAAAUUACUAUUUAUUGUUCAAUAUUGUAAUAUUGUUUAUUGUACUGCUAUUUUAUUCAUAGCUUCAAAACAACCAAAGCAGCAUUUUUCUGGAGGGCAGACAAUGAGCUGAUCUUAUUCCACUCCUGAUUAAGAGCAAGGCCAGCUCUGAGUUCAACAAAAUUUAAUUUUAGGCAAAUGACCCUCACCUCAUAUCCAAUAUCUCUAUUUAUUUAUGCAAUCAGGUGGUUUUAUGCUUAGGAGGAGAAAAAGCCACAGCAACAGCUUGGUUGACUCCACUUUAGACUUCAGAUUAGUCCAGAUUAAAUUUAAAAAAUUAGUAAUAGGAAUGAAAUAUUUGGUUCUAAUAGAACUUGAAUUAAAUAUUGCUCAGUGUCUGCCUUCCAGAGCUGCUGGGUCGGCCACUCUGCACUUUCCAAAGUUAACCUGUUCCAGUCUCUGAUUGGGUUUUACUCACUGUUUUACUGCUGUUUGUUUUCUUUUAGGAGUUUUUUUUUUUUAGGAUAUUUAAUUAACCACCAUUUUAAGGUGGCUCAGGUAAUUUGCAUUCAAAUCCGUGGGGCUGCUCCCAAAGGUGGGGUUGGAUUUUUAAUCCCCAGCAGCAGUGGAAGCAGUGGCUGAUUUUGGGGCUCAGCUUCCUCCUCACCCCGGUGGACACUGAGCCAGAGGAAAAUGCCACAACCCCCAGAGAGGCUUUUACUUCUAAUAUUUAGAAGUGGAAGGGUCCCCACUGAUGAAACACUGCCAGUUUGGUGUUUGCUGUGCAAGUCCCAGCUGAGGAGAGGCUCUUUACACCAGAUUUAUUCUUGGUGGACAUUUCUGGUGGCAGCAGGGAAUUCCUGCUGAUACCCCAGAGCAGGGCAGGAAUGCUGCUCCUGCUGAAAGCUCAGCCUCAAGGGCAGCCAAAGUCUGUAAAACUUCAAUUAAGCUUCUUACCAGGGCACAUUCAGCUCCUGUUGAGCCAAUUCUUUCUCCCUCCAAACACCUUCGAUGUUGUGGGACAGCCCUGGAGCCAAGGAC